Messenger RNA from Penicillium hordei, 330 nucleotides. RefSeq lists its product as uncharacterized. The record is from RefSeq and is a predicted model, not a curated record. NCBI's taxonomy places the organism in Eukaryota, Fungi, Ascomycota, Eurotiomycetes, Eurotiales, Aspergillaceae. The transcript has a single exon. Bases 1 to 330 code for a protein of 109 amino acids.
AUGUAUAGAAACGAUGGUGUGGCCCCUCCUUCUCAUUGGAUGAACGCCGUCAUCUCUAUCUCCGCAUUAUCACCGGAAACUGGAGCUACCUCGAUUGCCCCCGGUCCAAUCCAGGCGUAUCAGGAUUUGAUAAAGAUUUUUCGAACAAAGCUACCUGUCGUCGAAGAGCGACAGGGUGAUCUGUACAUUCGUGGCGGGAUAGAACAGAUUAACACUCUGGCACGCGAGGAUCUAGCAUUGCUUUCCAAAGUCUUGACAUACGAGCCGUGCCUCCCUAAUGAUGAGGCUAAUAACAUUGGAGAUGAUAUUUCACACUUUGCACACGUUUGA